This is a messenger RNA of Erythranthe guttata (spotted monkey flower), 1044 nucleotides long. The record is from RefSeq and is a predicted model, not a curated record. NCBI's taxonomy places the organism in Eukaryota, Viridiplantae, Streptophyta, Magnoliopsida, Lamiales, Phrymaceae.
AUAUAUACCACAGCUCCCACGGUGAAAUUUCUAAAGGAGCAGCUCGAGAAAUCGGGUUGCAGUAUUGCAAGCAAUUUCAUAAAGGCCACUAAUUGCACGGGUGCCACUGCUGGUGGAUAUCUCAAGGGCCAAGGGAUAAUCGUGUGUAGUAACCACUUGCAAAUUCAAGAUGAGGUAACUCAAGUGGUGAUUCACGAGCUAAUUCAUGCGUAUGACGAAUGCCGUGGCGCCAAUUUGAACUGGUCUAACUGUGCGCACCAUGCUUGCAGUGAGAUUCGAGCUGGUCAUCUAAGUGGUGAUUGUCAUUUUAAAAGGGAGUUGCUUCGCGGUUUUAUGAAGAUGAGAGGUCACGAACAAGAUUGUGUGAAGCGAAGAGUAAUGAAAUCAGUGACCGCAAAUCCGUACUGCUCGGAAGAAGCAUCUAAGGAUGCCAUGGAAGCCGUUUGGGACAUUUGCUAUAAUGACACAAAACCCUUCGACAGAGCUCCUUGAAUCAAAAUACAUUGAUUUUUCGGAUGGAUAAAAGUUUUCAUCCUGCUUUUUUUCGUUUUCAAAUUCAUAUCUUUUUGCCCCAUAAAGAAAAUAUCCAUUUGCCUAUUUGAUUCACAUAUCAUCUUUACUGAUAUUGAUGCCCUCCGCUAAAAGGUAAUGUCGUAAAGGUUAAUCUCAAAAUUGUUCGAGUCGAAGCUCGGCUAAUUUUUAAUUUACAAUAAUGUGGUUUAUUAUAUAUAGCUUUGUUAUAUAUUAUAAAAUGAUGUUGGCGGAUGGUAAAUGCUUUUGAAAUGUUUCGGAGGUGCAAAUGAAUAUCGAGGCUUCAAGUCUCAAAUGUUCCUUCAUCGUUUUGUUCCUCGUAAAAACACGUUUGAACGUCUCUGGGAUAUUUUUCGCUAAACUUACUUCCGAUCGAUUUUUUUUUCUUUCUGUUUUGCACGUUUUUAAUCGACUUAACAGAUUUGUGAAACUCCAGUUUGUAUCAGAUUUCAUGAGAAAGAUGUAUGAUAGUAAUGUGAACAUUACUUCCUGUUAAACUUCUUUUUUACUUUA